AGUGUCUUACAGUAAAAGAAACGUCUGCGCCUUCAGAGGAUCAUCAGUGACCAUUUAUUGUUCUUUCCAAAGUCAAUACUCCAGUUCAUCAGGUUCCUGGAUCAGUGUUCGUGGUCAGCAGACGUUCGACCAGAACACUAGAAAAGAACGAUUUCAAGUCCAAACUGAUCAAUAUGGAUCAAGUCUGACAAUCAGAGAGCUGACAGACGGUGAUUCAGACGAGUAUCGGUUUGUAAUAUGGUGGUGGAAUAAAGAUUUUCCUGGAACAACUCUCACUGUUGUUGGUACAGAUGAACACAAACCUGUCUUUAUUCUACAUUUUAGUUACAGUUAUCAAAGUAGAUUUUUCUAUGAUCUGAUUCUUUGUUAUCAGAUCCUCAUGUGGAGGUGAUCCGGUCUUCUUCUGGACUGGGACUAGUUUGUAGCAGCAGAUGUUUUCCUCCGGCUCACUUUCCCUUCAUGUGGUUCAAGAACGGAGAGAAAGUUCAGGGAGAAACUUCUUAUUCUUACAGAAAUCCUGUUUCUCCUGAAGACACUUACUCCUGUUCUUAUGAGGGUCAGCGCUCACCUGAAGUCUAUGCUCCAAAGUCUGUUUCUGUAUCCAUGAAUCCUCCUGAGAUCCUGGAGGACAGUUCAGUGACUCUGACCUGCAGCUGUGAUGCUAACCCAGCAGCUAGCUACACCUGGUUCAAAAACAACCAAGGUUUACUCUCUGGAGGUCCACAUCUGAUCCUCGGGUCCGUCCAUCGCUCUGACUCUAGAAAAUAUCACUGUGUAGCUGAGAAUGAACUCGGGAAAACAGCAUCUGAAUACGUCUCCAUAAAUGUGGAAUAUCCUCCAAAAACCUCCAAUGUUUCAGUGAAUCCCUCUGCUGAGAUCCUGGAGGACAGUUCAGUGACUCUGACCUGCAGCAGUGAUGCUAACCCAGCAGCUAGCUACACCUGGUUCAAAGACAACAGAACUCUGAUCUCAGAACAAGAAGUUCAUUUCUCCUCCAUCAGGUCUGAAGACUCGGGGAAUUACAGCUGCAAGUCUGAGAACAAACAUGGACAAAGCAGCUCGGUUCCUCUGCUCCUGGAUGUUCAGUAUUCUCCCAGGAUUCCUUCAGUGUCAGUGAAUGUCUCUGGUAAAAUCCUGGAGGGCAGUUCAGUGACUCUGACCUGCAGCAGUGAUGCUAACCCAGCAGCUAACUACACCUGGUUCAAGAAGGAUGAAGACUCACCAAAAGCAUCUGGACCAAACUGGACCAUCAGUGACUUCAGAGCUGAACUCAGUGGAGUUUAUUACUGUGAAGCAGAGAACAGAAGAGGAAGAAUUCAGUCCAGUUUACAUCUGAUUGAAACAGAAGCAGGUUCACGGAAAUCAGCAGCAGCUGCAACGAUCACAUUUGCUGUUUUACUUUUCGUCUUCAUCCCUGUCUUCCUUUGGAUCAGAAAGAACAGAUGUGUCACAGAGCAGAAGGAGAGACCUGCCAACAGAACUCAGGUCAACAUGAGUCCAGACAUCAACGGUCCAUCAGCAGAAGCAGCAGAUGAGCAGCUGGAGCUUCAUUACAGCAGCAUCAACUUCUCCAACAUCAGGAGGAACCACAAACCCAGACAGAGUCCAGAGGACAACACGGUGGAAUAUUCUGCAGUUGUAUUCAAGAAAUCUGCUGAAGGGAAAAAAACAUCAGGAGCUGAAAGUUCAGAGGAUGUUGCUCUUUACAGCACCGUCAACAAAUGUCUUCAGAGCAAAACUGAACUCUCUUCCUGAUAAAAGAAAAUCAGAUUCAUCUUCACCUUCAGCCGUUAUUGUUGAGGUCGUCGGGAUAUAAAGAACAAUGUUGUCGACAUGUUUUCAUUUACAUUUAGAGUGAAUGACAUGCAGCAGUUUUAGUGAUAACAGCAGAUGGGAGUCCUCUAAAGUGGAUUCUGGACCGUCUCUGGAGACCGACUGCAGCGGGCUACGCUUUGGUUCAUUUAGCAGGAAACUGAAUAAAUGCAUCAUAGCAACCAAAUGAUGGUGUAACAGUUUUGUGUUAUAAAAAGAAUACGUGUCUUUUUAAAGAUUAUUUAACUGGUCAUUAAUUAAUUAAUUUAUCAACAUUUUUGGUACAAAUGUGUAAUUUUUCAAUUAAAAACACUCACAGUUAAUCUUGAACUUAUUAAGAUCGUCUGGCCACCCGCCUCCAAUUCAACUUUAGUUAUAAAGCCUAAUAUCACAAUACUGUUGUCUCAUUGGACAAAAUAAUUUGACUUUUUCCAUUACCACUGGAUGAAAGCUGCAGGACACCGCCGCACAGCUGCUCAGUUUUAACACAGACCGUGAGAUGUGUGAGGAGCUGCUGCCUCCAAAAUCUCAAGGAGCAGCAGUGGGUUUAGGAUCGAGUCGUUUGGGCUGUCGCCCGGUGCGGCAAUUUAAAAAAAAAAAAAAAAAAAAA
Molecule: messenger RNA, 2422 nt
Organism: Oryzias melastigma (Indian medaka)
Lineage: Eukaryota; Metazoa; Chordata; Actinopteri; Beloniformes; Adrianichthyidae
Product: B-cell receptor CD22
Exons: 8
Coding region: 460-1755 (431 amino acids)
Biological process (GO): cell-cell adhesion
Cellular component (GO): membrane
Source: RefSeq, a predicted model, not a curated record